This is a messenger RNA of Porites evermanni, 1347 nucleotides long. Lineage: Eukaryota; Metazoa; Cnidaria; Anthozoa; Scleractinia; Poritidae. The record is from the annotation of a GenBank genome assembly.
GGUUCGUGUGGAUCGAAGCCUCCUCUCACUCGUAUCGUGGGUGGCAAGCCUGCAGCUGAGAACAGCUGGCCAUGGCAAGCAAUGUUGAUAACCACCUCUGGAAGGCAGUUCUGUGGAGGAUCACUGAUUCAUCCUUUGUGGGUUGUAACUGCUGCUCACUGCGUCAGUGGAUCAUCACCAUCUAGAGUAAAAGUGAAGUUAGUAAUCUUUCUUUACUCAAUUGAAUCUUUUUGCGAAUCGAAUGAUCUGCCAGUAUUGCGAAGUCGUUAUGUUAAUAAGCUUUCAAGGUCUAAAUAAUAAGUAAAUGUUCUCAAACCGCAGCAUUUCAUAGCCUGAGAAAACAGCUGGUAUUUCGAGACGCCACGGGUUGUUUCCCCGCGAAAUGAGAAACGAGAGCAGACCUGUCACUAGCCAGGUCUGGGUAGUGAUUCUGAUUGGUCGAGCCGCGUGGGAAAUUUCCUUCAGCUAAUCAGAAGCACUAUCCAGAUCUAGGUAAUGAAACGUCAUCAGUAUGGAAUUUCUGCCUCUGUUUCUCAGACGUCAACGGUGGCGUCGCGAAAGGUUGGCUUUUUCUCAGACUACUGCAACAAUUACAAUAUGAUUUUAACAGCCCUAAACUAUAUAAAAAACAGCAACUUCUUAAGGAAAAAAAUAUGAAAAAAGGCUUUAUUUAAGCUGUGGUCGACAUCUGCUGAAUAGGUUGAAUCGUCUAAGGUUUUCUUUUUCUUUUUCAGAAUGGGAGCUCACUUCAGAACUAGUGACACCGUCGGAACUGAGCAGACCAUCAACGUCGCUCAAAUUAUUUCGCAUGAAAAAUACCAUAAGCCUUUGCGAUACGCUCACGAUAUAGCGCUGCUCAAGCUUGCCAAACCUGCUGUUCUUGGGAAAGGAGUUGGACUCGUUUGCCUUUCAAAUCCAAACAACCCUCUUCCAAUCGACAAUCUUAACAAGAAAUGCUGGAUAACCGGAUGGGGAACUUUAACAUCGGGUGGCAGCCAACCUAAAGUGCUCCAGGAAGCUUCAGUUCCAUUGGUUUCUAAAAAGCGAUGCUUGAGAGCCUAUCCAGGUAAAAUUGGCGACUCUAUGAUAUGCGCAGGUCUGGACAAGGGAGGAGUUGAUUCGUGCCAGGGUGACAGUGGUGGACCCCUGGUCUGCGAGUUCAACGGCAAAUGGCACCUGGAAGGAGUGACUAGUUGGGGAUACGGAUGUGCCGCUCCCAACAAAUUUGGUGUCUACGCAAGGGUUGGAUACGUGAGAUCGUGGGUACUAAGCAAAACCGGCAUUACCCCUCCAUCGACCCCUUCACCACCCACACCUCCGCCACCGCAGUCAGGUAUGUAUGUGUAA